AUGGGGAGGAAGGUAUCUGAUCAGGGCAUGGCAGGCAUACAAAAGUUAGACCAGUUGUACCGCGAGGGUGUCAAUUUUAUGAUGGUGGAUUUGAACAGGGAUCGAGCAGCAAUGGAAAAAAUCAAGGAGGCUCACAGAAGAGUGAUUGUGGCUAACCAUCCAGACGCUGGUGGGAGCCACUAUCUUGCUUCCAAGAUCAAUGAAGGUAAGGAGGUAUUGACCAGAAGAACGGGGGAACGAGUCAGUAUUCCAAGAUCAUGCUAUGAAUGCGGAAUGCUUGAUGGUCUAAAUGAAAAUUCUGUUGGGUGA
Molecule: messenger RNA, 309 nt
Organism: Ilex paraguariensis (yerba mate)
Lineage: Eukaryota; Viridiplantae; Streptophyta; Magnoliopsida; Aquifoliales; Aquifoliaceae
Source: the annotation of a GenBank genome assembly